Pseudo-nitzschia multistriata is the source of this 1516-nucleotide messenger RNA. The record is from the annotation of a GenBank genome assembly. Lineage: Eukaryota; Bacillariophyta; Bacillariophyceae; Bacillariales; Bacillariaceae.
GUGAAGUUGUUACUGGCUCACAAUUUUCAAAUUCAAACAAACGUCACGAUGAGUGACUUGAUAUCAAUAAUUUCCGCCGUUGCGCAAAAGGGUCUAGUAACAUAUACUAGUAUGAAAGAUUUGGUAAAAGAUGCCGUUAACGUUGACGUCAGACCUGAGGCGUCAAAUAAUGUUGUCAACGUUGCCUCAAACUGGGGUAUCGUCCCUGUAGCUAUUCUGUUGAUUCUUCAACUGCCUGAUCCGAGUGGCAACGUUCGAUUGGUAGUGGAGUUUCUUAAAAUGUUAUUCCUUUUCAUUCCGCUUCCCCUCCUACUCAUGCAUUUCUUGAAUAAAGAUUCUACGGAUGAACGAGAUGAGGGAAGGCAUUCGUCCGAAACAGAUUUACUACCCCCUACAAGUUUGAUUAUCCUGGGAAAUCCUGGGGUCGGAAAAUCCACACUUCUUAAUGGAAUUCUCGGAAGAGCGCAUUUCACGUCUGGCGUCACUUUCGAAGGGACUCUGACGUUAACAUCAAUUACAGAACAAGACGUUCUUGGAAAUAGACUGAUUGAUACUCCUGGCCUAUCCGACCUUGCUACAAGGAAAAAUGCGGCCAGGGAAAUAACCAAUGCAAUCCGCGAAAACUCCAACAGUGGUCAGAUGAAACUAGUGUUUGUUUUGACACUAGAGCAAGGACGAGUUCGCGCAACGGAUUCCACAACAAUCAAGCUGGUGCUCGACUUCUUGCCCAAAGGCACUCCGUACGGAAUUGUGGUAAACCAGAUCCCUUCCAACACUUGCAAAAAAUUGUUUUCAAAUCGUGAGAAUCAACUGAAGCUGUUUACCAUCCUCAAUUAUGGUCGCGAGAACAAAACACCACAUAUUUGUUUGGUUAGAUACGAUGAUGAGCUAUCAGGAGAGGAUAAUGCUGUUCCUUCAUGUAACAACGAGCUCGUAAACUUUAUCAAUCAUAGUAUCCCAUACGUAAACGCUUUCGAAAUUGGCGAUGAUGCUGGCGUGCAGGCUACGGAGUGGGGCCAGGUAAAAGAAGAAUUGGAAGCAUACAUUUCGGAACUCAGAAGAGACGCAGAUUUGAUGAAGCAAGAAAAGGAGAAAUUCGAAAAACUUUAUAAACAAGAGUUGGGCAUUGAAACCAAAUGGACAGCAGGUACUGUAAUGUGGUUGGCAUAUGGAACAAUCUUGAUUGCAUGUGAAAUUGCUGUGACAUUUCUUCUCUAGUGGCUUGAAAAAAUCCUGGAUGGAUGUGGAACGGGCAUUGGGUGUCCAAAGGUACAUCAUAUGCUGGGUUGGCGCCCGGCCCGUAAAUAAUAUAUUUGUUUCCUGUAUGGUAUGACAUGAAAUGGCAUCUACAUAGCCAAAAGAAAUGUUAUGAUGACCUUUGAUGCUAAAAAAGGAAGAGAUUUAUUCCUUCUGAAGAUGUUUGAAGAGAAUUCGCAAGAAAGGAGAAAGUUGAUCGAUCAAAACAUUGUCAUCAAGAUCAAGAAGUAUUAAUUUGUAGUAAAGCAGAACAUAAUGC